Molecule: messenger RNA, 1404 nt
Organism: Pseudovirgaria hyperparasitica
Lineage: Eukaryota; Fungi; Ascomycota; Dothideomycetes; Acrospermales; Acrospermaceae
Product: RmlC-like cupin
Exons: 3
Coding region: 472-1317 (281 amino acids)
Cellular component (GO): cell wall
Molecular function (GO): manganese ion binding
Source: RefSeq, a predicted model, not a curated record
CUGGCUGUCAGUGAUAAUGAACGACGCCCCUUCGACGGUCGCGCUCCUCUAGUCAGAUGCAAUGGCGACAAGUGAGGCACAAGUAGGUCAGCGGAUGCCUCCGCUAUACCGUAUAGGGGACGACAAAAAUAACAGGCCCUAAACAUCGUGGUCUAAGUAGAUGACUUAAUGUCUGAGGCGCACUUACAAAGACUCAUGGCUAUUGAUCAUUUCAAGCCAUGGAUGCCUAUCAUACAAAGUCAAAGCCCUAUAUGCUUUGUAGAGUUGCCGAUAGCCGAAGUGCAUCACAUAUUCAGCUCUUGCCACAUCAGCCUAUGCUUCAAGAGUGGCGGAUCUAGGCUCAUUUGAGUGAAAUAUCACCACAGUGGAAACCACUAUAAAGACCAUCGCUCCGUGGUCGAUAUCAGAGGUUCUUCAUCCGAGCAGUCUUUGGAUUUGACUUUCCGUGCAUACGCUUUUCUAGUCAAAAAGAUGGCUCAAGCCCUAUUUUCUAUCAUUGCUCUAGCAGCUGUAAGUGCAGCAGCAGCAGUUCAAUCACCUGUCGAUGCCCAUGAUAUCCUCGAACGAGCAGUAAACCCUAAGACAGUAAACACUCUGUCAGCUGCUCAACUGCAAGCCCAGCGACAGGGCUUGAUUCUGGCUGGUUCUGAACAGAACCGCCUCAAUCUUCUGUUCCCCAAUGCCCCUGAUGCAACCAACAAUACAUAUCAGUUCAUAAACAAUACUGUCAAAGCCCCGACCGGCGGUACUGUUUUUCUUGGAACUGUCGAAAGUUUUCCUGCGCUUUAUAGCACUGACGUUUCCAUUGGCAUCGGGUUUGUCAAUCCUUGUGGCCUUAAUACCCCGCACAUACAUCCUCGCGCGAACGAGUUCCUCGUUGUCACUCAAGGCACUCUCAUUGCGGGCCUAGAGCUCGAACAAGAUAAUGGCUACGGCAACGUCGUUGGCGGUGAGCCAAACGUGCUAGGUCCCAUUCCUCAGGUCAAUGCCACUCUCACGAACUACACUGGCUUUCUGUUUCCCAAAGGCCUCACUCACUGGCAAUUCAACCCCAACUGCGAGCCUGCGGUCUUUGUUGCUGCGUUUGAUAGCUCUGAUCCGGGUCGUGCAGAAGUUGCGCGAUCUUUCUUUUCUGUUUAUCCUUCAGAAGUGGACCUCUCCGCCACUGGCUAUCAGACAAACUACCUCAGCUCUGCUGACGUCGACCAACUUCGAGCGACUGCCAAUAACCAGGCCGUGUCUGUUGUGCAGUCUUGUGCUAAAAGAUGUGGAAUUCCAUUUCAGAAACGGGAUCUGCAUGAGUUCUUGUUUGUGUGAGCUUAUAGACACGACGACAUCAGGCCUUCGGCACUCUAGUCUUUACCAUUGUGAACACAAUAUCUACUUUUUUGCUUUGUCCUAUCU